Messenger RNA from Platichthys flesus (European flounder), 1563 nucleotides. RefSeq lists its product as uncharacterized. The transcript has 6 exons. NCBI's taxonomy places the organism in Eukaryota, Metazoa, Chordata, Actinopteri, Pleuronectiformes, Pleuronectidae. The record is from RefSeq and is a predicted model, not a curated record. The coding region runs from base 88 to 807 and encodes 239 amino acids.
AAAGCAGGAAGAUGUCUAUAUUCUCUCAGGAGCCUUGUUGUUUUCUACCUUAUUUGACUGGGAGGAUGGAGUGAUGCAGACAGAGGGAUGUCCGGUGAACCUUUGCAGUUUAAUCUAUGGAAUAAGAGAGACUGUGUGUCAAGUAGAAUGGAGAAGAGGAGGAACAGAGCGAUGAUGACAACAUGGAAAGUUUCUCAUAUCUUCUUGCUGCUUCUGGCUCUGCUCCAAACCCCCACGCCCUCCGCAGCUCAAAACACCACAACUACCACCAGCAGCCCUUCAACACCCAGCCCAGCACCUCUCAGUUACAGCACACGCCCAGCUGAUGUCACAGUGGCAGUGGGAGAGCCGGCAGUGUUUAGCUGUGGCGUCCCGGAAGCUUCUCCCAGUCUCUCGUUCACCUUAUAUAGCAGUCACGGCAACUACACUCUCAUGUGCCCUAAUGGCCAUCUGGAAGAUAUCCCCCAGGCCCUCUAUGGAAGCUGUGAUGUGAAAGAUGGAGAAUCACUGGCUGUGUGGGCCCUCAGGGGAACCUCUUUCUCUGACAACGGCACACGGGUCGUGUGUAAGCAGUCAGCAGAUCCUGACUCUCUGGCCGCUGUCCUUCAUGUUUAUGAUAAUGGCACAAGCUAUGCCGUUCUCAUCGGCUGCACCAUCGGGGGCUUUUUUGGCAUCCUGCUGGUGUUUGCUUUAUCUUACGGGUUGCUGUGGAGAUCAGAUAGCUUCCAGAGGUGCUUCAGGGGAAAUGAUACAGAAGACGAUCUGACCGAGAUUGUGACGAAGGACUCGAAGAAGAUAAAAAACUGAGGAGGAGAUGAUGUGGCUUGUUAACAUCCCACAGUGAUAAGCUCCCUUCACUAUUCUUUCCAACAAUUACCUGUUCUGUUCUCGAAAGCUGAAGUGAACCCAGAUCACGAGAUGCUGUCGUCUGAAAUGAUGGGGCCAGAUCCACUGUAACUCAUGAUAUCUUCUGCUCCUUGUCGUGUCCUCAAUAACUGAACCUGUUCACAAUGAGCACUUAAAACAAGUCACCAAAAUGAUUAAUACAUAAUUCCCCACAUUGGCUGGAUCAUAAUUCAGCAUUGUCUUCCUUAUAGUCCUACAUAAACUUUGGGUCGUGUUUUGUAAUGUGCAUAUAUCCGUAGUAAGAUUGUGAAGUUUUUUAAAAACUGGGUCUUGUAGAACACAAUGUUUAAAUUAUUAAAAUGAAUGAAUAGUUUUCACCCACAUGUUCUUAAAACAGUGAGGAAGCAGAGAGGUUGUGAAAGUGCUGAGGAAGCAAUCACAAAAAAGCAUCGUCAGCAGUAAAAUGAGAAGAGCAGCUGCUCUUUGUGUCAGUUCACAUGACUGACGGUUCCACACAAACCCACUAAUCGAGGUUAGGAGAUCACAGACAAGGGCUUCAAGCUGAGCUUUAAAUAACCGGUUGGUCUACUGCACUUUCACAAUCUGUCCACUAGAGAGAAGCCUUCGCUUCAGAUAUAACUCACCAGUCAACGAGCCCUGUUCAUUUUGAAAAAUUAUUCCAAAUAAAUAUCACAGAUUACAAACCACUCAGACUAC